This is a messenger RNA of Neoarthrinium moseri, 1017 nucleotides long. RefSeq lists its product as uncharacterized. Gene Ontology annotation, molecular function: alpha-L-arabinofuranosidase activity. Gene Ontology annotation, biological process: L-arabinose metabolic process. The transcript has a single exon. Bases 1 to 1017 code for a protein of 338 amino acids. The record is from RefSeq and is a predicted model, not a curated record. NCBI's taxonomy places the organism in Eukaryota, Fungi, Ascomycota, Sordariomycetes, Amphisphaeriales, Apiosporaceae.
AUGAGAUUUCUACAGUCCGACAGCCUAGUGUCGACCGGCACCACGCUACUUGCGUUGGCAGCCACCGUUUCAGCAGCCGCUGUCCCAGCAGAGCCUGUCUCGGCAAGGGCGUGCGAUCUUCCAUCGAAGUAUACAUGGACUUCGAGCGGCUCGCUGGCGAACCCAAAGUCGGGAUGGGCCUCUCUAAAGGACUUCACUCACGUCCCCUACAAUGGUCAGCAUCUCGUAUAUGGAACAACCCACGACCAAGGCUCGAGCUGGGGCUCAAUGGCUUUUAGCACCUUCUCGGACUGGUCUGCCAUGGGCUCAGCUAGCCAAAACGCGAUGUCUUCGGGCGCUGUCGCCCCAACUCUCUUCUAUUUCGCACCCAAGAGCAUCUGGAUUCUCGCCCAUCAAUGGGGCCCGACUGCGUUCUCGUACCGAACGUCAAGCAAUCCUACCAACCAGAAUGGGUGGUCAUCGCCCCAGCCGCUCUUUACCGGGUCCAUCAGCGGAUCCGGUACCGGUCCCAUCGACCAGACGCUUAUCGGCGACAGCUCGAAUAUGUACCUGUUCUUUGCAGGAGACAAUGGCAAGAUCUACCGGGCCAGCAUGCCUAUUGGAAAUUUCCCGGGCAGUUUCGGCUCUUCAUCCACCGUGAUCAUGAGCGACUCGACCAACAACCUAUUUGAAGCAGUGCAGGUCUAUACCCUAGCGGGCCAGAACAAGUAUCUCAUGAUCGUUGAGUCGAUUGGAGGUAAUGGUCGGUACUUCCGUUCGUACACGGCUACCAGCCUGAGUGGAUCGUGGACGGCCCAGGCUACAAGCGAGAGCGCACCGUUUGCCGGCAAGGCCAACAGCGGCGCCACCUGGACCAACGACAUCAGUCACGGUGAUCUUAUCCGCAGUACCAAUGACCAGACAAUGACGGUCGAUCCAUGCAACUUACAGCUCCUCUACCAAGGACGGGCCCCCAGCUCCGGCGGCGACUACGGCCUCCUGCCUUACCGACCGGGUCUGCUGACCCUGAAGCGCUAG